Symbiodinium pilosum is the source of this 585-nucleotide messenger RNA. NCBI's taxonomy places the organism in Eukaryota, Dinophyceae, Suessiales, Symbiodiniaceae. The record is from the annotation of a GenBank genome assembly.
AUGGCGGAGGGUGAGGUCGAGCACGUUGAGCAGGAAUACGUGCAGAUCACACCCGACUACGUCAACAUGUUCACAGGGCCUACGACAGGCUUCCUGUGCACGCUUGACUCGAACGUCUAUCAGCUUCAAUUUCUUGACUUCAAGAUAAGAUCAUUGGACGAAGGAAAUGAGAAAAUGCUUUUCGACCUCGGCGCCGGCUCCAUGCCCAGCCCGCCGCCCCCUGAUAUCGGGGAGGAUGCCUGUCGCUUCAUCCGCUACCACUUCGGGCCAGAGUUGCUCGAAAUCAACACGAUAGGUACCACGUUGGAGUUCGUGAACGGGCCAUAUGAGGUGCAUCAGUUCAGGAUGAUCGAGCGCCACUAUUUCAGGGACCAGCUGAUUACGAGCUACGACUUCACAAUGCCGUUCGUCAUGCCGAACAGCAGGAACACCUGGGAAAUGAUCUACACGAAGCCCCUCCUCUCCGAGGAGUGGAAAGAGGCGCUAAGGAGUGCUCCUUGGGAGGCGAGAUCGGACAGCUUCUAUUUCGUCCAGGACCAGCUGAUCAUGCACAACAGAGCGGAGUACAACUACUCGCCUUUUUGA